Thermothielavioides terrestris NRRL 8126 is the source of this 828-nucleotide messenger RNA. RefSeq lists its product as uncharacterized. Lineage: Eukaryota; Fungi; Ascomycota; Sordariomycetes; Sordariales; Chaetomiaceae. Gene Ontology annotation, molecular function: protein heterodimerization activity. The coding region runs from base 294 to 806 and encodes 170 amino acids. The transcript has 2 exons. Gene Ontology annotation, cellular component: transcription factor TFIID complex. Gene Ontology annotation, biological process: transcription by RNA polymerase II; RNA polymerase II preinitiation complex assembly. The record is from RefSeq and is a predicted model, not a curated record.
CUUAUCAUGGACCCAGUACGGAGUACACGUACCUGCCUUGUAAACUGCCAACGAACCUGUCCAACCCGACUGAAUCGACUUGGAAACACAGCUGGUCUUUCAAGUGCGCGUGUGAUCCGGAGAUAUCGACUGCACACGCUACAUAGCGAGUGAUUUUCCGCCUUUAAAUCACUCGCCACAUCUCGCCAUAUCUUUCGAUCUCUGUGCCUCGUCACGAAACUCACUCGACAAGUUUUCUCAAGCUCGAGUUCCGCGAUUCCAUCUUGCGAUACUCUCCCAUCAACUUCAUCAACAUGGAACCUCGUGCGCGCGCCGGCAAAAAUGUCGGCAAGAUGAACUUUGGCCACAACGAGCUAGCCCAGCUCCUCUACGGCCACGGGGACGUGCGCGCGCCGCUCAACGAGACGGUGCGGGUGCUCGACGAGAUCCUGACCGAGUUCAUCCAGGGCGUCAGCUUCGAGGCGUCGCGCGCGGCGCAGCACGCCGGGCGGCAGAAGGUCAAGUUCGAGGACUUCGAGUUCGCGAUGCGCCGCAACCCGCACUACAUGGGCAAGAUCCAGGAGGUGUUCGAGAAGAAGAAGGAGAUCGAGGCGGCGCGCAAGAACUUCAGCAUCGAGGACCAGCUCAUGAGGGACACCGACAAGCAAGAGAAAGCCGCCGAGAAGGAUAAGGACCGUGCCGGUGCCGGCGGGGGAGCCAAGAGGGGACGCAAGUCGAUGUCGUCGCAGAUGAUGGUUGGGGAGGAGGAUCUGGAGGACGGAGAUGACGACCUGGAGGAUGAUGGCAGUGCAGCGAGGAAGAACUAAAGCGGUUGGGUGUCUUGGGUUU